This is a messenger RNA of Penicillium argentinense, 1014 nucleotides long. RefSeq lists its product as uncharacterized. The coding region runs from base 1 to 1014 and encodes 337 amino acids. The record is from RefSeq and is a predicted model, not a curated record. Gene Ontology annotation, molecular function: arylformamidase activity. The transcript has 5 exons. NCBI's taxonomy places the organism in Eukaryota, Fungi, Ascomycota, Eurotiomycetes, Eurotiales, Aspergillaceae.
AUGGCUGUCAAAUUACCGACAUUCGAUGAAUUGCCUGCCGUUGAGGGUAUGCCCCAGGGAUGUGCGUGGGGGGUCUUUGAUCAAGAUGGUGAAAAGGAUGUCUAUGGAACUUUGAACCUCUUGACGCCUGAGACCGUGAAAGCUGCAGCUGAGGAAGUUCAAGAUGGUAUCUCUAUCUCCUUAAACUGGCCCAUCGGAAGUAUCAAGAUGCCGGGAUUCUUCAGGAAGAGCCUGGAUCACAAGGUGAUGAAGCUGGAAGAUCAUCAAUCGGGUCUGCACUAUGGUUUUGAUGAUGAGGUGUCAUUCAAUACACAGGCUAGUAGCCAGUGGGAUAGUCUUUGCCACUUCAUGCAUCAACCCUCUGGGAAGGCAUACAAUGGGGUAUACCCGACUGUCGCCGAUAUGGAAGUUUCUUCCAAAGCGAAUCAGAAGCUCCCCACCAUUGAUCAUUGGCACAAUCGCGGCUGCGUCGCUGGACGAGGCGUCAUGAUCGACUUCAAAUCCUACGCGGAGGCCAAGGGCAUCGACUUCUCGCCUUUCAUCGAUUUCCGCCUCAGCCCAGCCGACAUCGAAGCAGUGGCAGUGUACCAAGGAGUUACAUUUCGCCCAGGAGACAUCUUAAUCAUUCGAUUCGGUAUGACCGAGGCCCUUGGCAACAUGACCGGUGAAGAACAAGCAGCUGCCAUGUCUAGCAUCAAGUAUUGCGGUCUUGAGGGUACUGUGGAUAUGGCACGCUGGCUUUGGAACAACCACUUUGCUGCCGUUGCGAGCGACAAUGUUGCCGUGGAAGCCAUGCCACCCAUGGCAAAUGGAGAGGUCCUGCCCCUUACUAAUUUAAUUCUGCAUCAGUGGUGCCUUGGCUUGUUCGGUAUGCCUCUUGGUGAGCUUUGGGACUUGAAGGAGCUGUCUGAGAAAUGCAAUGAGAAGAAGCGAUACGCUUUUUUGCUAACCUCAUCGCCUCUCAAUGUCCCUGGUGGAGUUGGCAGUCCUCCCAAUGCCUUAGCUAUUCUUUGA